Pediculus humanus corporis (human body louse) is the source of this 1059-nucleotide messenger RNA. Its product is annotated as class A rhodopsin-like G-protein coupled receptor GPRnna6, putative. The transcript is spliced from 3 exons. Gene Ontology annotation, molecular function: G protein-coupled peptide receptor activity. Lineage: Eukaryota; Metazoa; Arthropoda; Insecta; Psocodea; Pediculidae. Gene Ontology annotation, cellular component: membrane. Gene Ontology annotation, biological process: G protein-coupled receptor signaling pathway. The coding region runs from base 1 to 1059 and encodes 352 amino acids. The record is from RefSeq and is a predicted model, not a curated record.
AUGGGGUUCGCUCAACCCUUAUACGGUUACAUAGUACCUUUUUUACUGGUCAUAACAAUCAUAGCAAACACAUUAAUAGUCGUGGUUUUAUCAAAGAGACACAUGAGAACGCCGACAAAUUUUGUUUUGAUGGUCAUGGCACUAUCCGACAUGUUCACGCUAUUAUUUCCCGCUCCCUGGCUUUUUUACAUGUACACAUUUGGCAAUCACUACAAACCGUUGUGGCCUGUCGCCGCGUGUUAUUUAUGGAACGCAAUGAAAGAAGAUAUACCUGCAUUAUUUCACACGGCAUCGAUAUGGUUGACAUUAGCAUUGGCUGUACAAAGGUACAUAUACGUUUGUCACGCACCGGUGGCUCGCACUUGGUGCACGAUGCCAAGAGUCAUCAAAUGCGUGGCUUGGAUCUACGUAUUCGCGACCCUUCAUCAAUCUUCUAGAUUUUUCGAUCGAACUUACACUUCGAUAAACAUAACGUGGAACGGUGUGCCUGAUGUGGCCGUUUGCAAAGUUAAUUUAGCCACGUGGGUCACCGACAUCGUGACCGAAGAUGUUUAUUUUACCGUUUAUUAUUGCUUUCGCGUUGUUUUUGUACAUUCUCUGCCCUGUGUUUCGCUGGUGGUGCUCAAUGUAUUGUUGUUUCGUGCCAUGAGAGCCGCGCAACUUAAAAGAAAGGAAUUGUUUAAAGAAAAUCGCAAGUGCGAAAGUAAAAAAAUACGGGAUUCGAACUGCACCACUUUGAUGCUCAUUGUCGUCGUUACCGUCUUCCUAGCUGUAGAAAUACCAUUAGCCGUUAUAACCGUUUUGCAUAUCAUAUCGAGUGGUAUAACCGAAAUAUUAGAUUACAAUAUAGCAAACGUAUUGAUUUUAUUUUCAAACUUUUUUAUCAUUGUUAGUUAUCCAAUUAAUUUUGCCAUUUAUUGUGGAAUGUCACGACAAUUUAGGGAAACUUUUAAAGAGCUUUUCAUACGUGGAGCGAUAACGACGAGAAGAAACGAUGGAAGUUCAAGAUAUUCAUUGGUGAAUGGACCUCGCACGUGCACCAACGAAACUGUCCUAUAA